Messenger RNA from Colletotrichum truncatum, 624 nucleotides. Lineage: Eukaryota; Fungi; Ascomycota; Sordariomycetes; Glomerellales; Glomerellaceae. The record is from RefSeq and is a predicted model, not a curated record.
AUGACAUCGAGGAAGGAGCCCGCUGUAGCGUACAUUGAGGCCGGGUUCGGCAUGAAGAACUUGAUGACUUGCAUGUCAGUGACCCUCGGGAGCAAGAAGAAGAUGAAUAUGCUGUCGAAGCCUGCCAUUAGGUGGGCUAAGUCGAAAAAUGACUUCAAGGUUGUGAAGAGGGCUUUCCUGAAGGCUUUCAGUAAGGUCAGAACCUCUAUGAUCGUGUUCAACGUCAAGGCCGAGCCCAUUGCUAGGGAAAAUACGACAAACGACCCCGCCAAGACGCAUGUUGCGAGCAGCAGAGGCGACUAUGUUCAUAGUGCUGGGAGAUUCCAGGAGAUUUACGGUAUGAACUCCUCGUACGUCGUGACUUACCUGUGCGCAGGCACGAGGAAGUUGUUGAGCCAGUGGACGAAGGCCACAGCCGCGAGGCACUACCCCGGAGUGCGAAUACCUAAGCAUUCAAAGUCUUCUGGUCUGCGAGGGGUCGAUGGAGAUGCUGUUAUUAAGCAUGUCGUAGUGCUGGUCGGAUAUCAGACCCUUCAGCGAUACGACGCGCCGGUCUGCGGCUGCGGCUUUGUCCGUGACGGGAUCGAGAGCAAGUCGCCGAGAAAGAAGCACGUCAUGGCGUAG